CCAUAUGUAAGAAUGUGCUUAUUGCGCACUCUUUUUGAUUUGACUUUCUUAAAUGUAAAUAAUUAAUUAUGUGUCAAAGUUGUCUUUUGCCAAAAAUCACUACUUUCUAACUAAAAAAAAACAACUAAAUCCUAUUUUCAUUUGAUUUGGAACUCUCAUUUUUAGUUUAUUUACAGCAAGAUAGUGGUGUGAAUUUUAUAGUUUACCAUUUCUCUCAAAGUUCAAUUGGAAUUAAUAUUUGUUAGGUUAAAAAGUCAUGAAUUUAAAUCCUGGAAUUAAAAAACAAAAUUUCAUAGCUUAUGUGAUCAAUUUUUUACAAGAAGACUUACUGAACAGCAACAUGAAUAGUGAAAAAAAAGAAUCAGUUGAAGUUGCAAUACAGUGCCUUGAAACGGCAUACGAAAUUGACAUGGAUAUCAAAACAAAAACAGAAAUAGACAAAGUAGACCUGCUUUCACUCUUUCCUCCAACUAAUAAGGGUGAACUCACGGAAGAACAAAUUGAUAAAGCUGAAGGAUUUAAGAAUGAUGGAAAUUCACACAUGAAGAAUUCUGAGUAUGAACAGGCGAUAGUAGAAUAUACAAAAGCAAUCAGAAUGAAUCCAUAUAAUCCUGUAUACUAUUGUAAUAGAGCGGCUGCAUACAGUCGAUUAGAAAAACAUUUAGAUGCCAUAAGUGAUUGUAAAAAAGCUAUAGAAUUAGAUCCAUGCUAUGGAAAAGCUUAUGGACGUCUAGGAAUCGCAUACUCCAAUCUCAAUAAUUAUGAAGAUGCAUGUAAAUCAUAUGCACAAGCAUUAAAAUAUGAUCCAAAUAAUCCAAUGUACGAAACAAAUUUGAAAUUAGCACAAGAAAAGAUGUUUGCCUCCAUGGGUAUACUAUUAUUAUUGUCAAUUGAUAAUUUAUACAAAAAGUUUUCUGUUGCAGAAAGUGCUGCUCCACCUGAACAUCGACCUUUAGAUAUUUCUCAAUUUAUUAAUAACCCUAACCUGAUUAAUAUGGCCACACAAAUGCUCAGUGAUACUAAUUUUAGAAGUUUGAUGUCCCGGUUUAUGACAACAAAUCAGAGCGGAGAUUCGAAUUUAGAUGCACUAAUUCAAGCUGGUCAGACAUUAGCUAACAGAAUGCAAUCAGCAGAUCCUGACUUCGUUGAAAAUUUGAGACGUUCUUUGGAUCCUCAAAAUUUCGGUGCUGCAAGCCAAUCAGAUGAUGUUAAUAACGACCAUGCAAGCAAUUCUGAGAAGAAAUCAGAAUGAUAAGAGUUUUUUUAAUCUUUAUAGUAAUUUAUACUUUUUGUUCAUUAUAUUGUGUGUUAAAGAUUGA
Molecule: messenger RNA, 1319 nt
Organism: Diorhabda carinulata
Lineage: Eukaryota; Metazoa; Arthropoda; Insecta; Coleoptera; Chrysomelidae
Product: small glutamine-rich tetratricopeptide repeat-containing protein beta-like
Exons: 6
Coding region: 257-1252 (331 amino acids)
Biological process (GO): post-translational protein targeting to endoplasmic reticulum membrane
Cellular component (GO): TRC complex; membrane
Molecular function (GO): protein binding; molecular adaptor activity
Source: RefSeq, a predicted model, not a curated record